ACUUAAAUAAUCAAAAGGAAGUGUGGAAGCUUUAAUGACGUAGUGAAGGGGGAAGGGCUGUGAGACGCCAUUAUAAAUGACAGAGGAAAUGACCUUAUAUUAUUCCUCCACUACAUAGUGCAUAAGUACAUAGUGUAUCGUGUGUCAUUUGGGACGCAGCUAUGCCGACUUGCUGAUUCGGACUCCUUGAAUCGAGUGUUUAAAGCGAAACGUUCGAAAGAACCGAUUCGCGCGAACGAGUCGGGCUUCCCAGCACGCACGCGCUUGCGGAUUGAGCUGCUCUUCCCGCUUCGAGCUCGAGCUGCUUCGAGCGCCGUUUGGCGGAUGAUGACAGUUUGUUUUCACAGAGGGCCUGUCUGAGGAGAAGAACGAACAUUUACGCCCUCAGCUACGGGAACCGAAUUGCUGUUCGUCAAGAUGAGACCGCUUAUUCCCAAAUGUACGCGUUUGGUGAGAAGCGUGAGCCAAAGGAUGUGAAUCCCGGCGACCCGUCUGUGCACAACAGCUGUAGCCGAGCCGAGGGGAAAGAGUGCAGUUUGAACAAGCAUGAGGCUACUGGCCUCCUCGCCACACCAACUACAACAAACACGCGUCGUCCCGGUGGAGUUUUAACCCCUGCAGGAAUACAGACUGCUCAGUCCACCGAGGCUGGUGAAGAAACACAGGUAUGUAUGAGCACACGCAGAUAUAACCGCCCCUCCCUUUGGUUCGACGCCCUUGAAUAGCGAACAAAAUACUAGAGUGAGAGAAAGCGAGCGAGAGACUGAGGGUCCCAUGUGCCAUUGGGCAGCGGGGCUUUCGCCAUGAGCAGUACUCUGGGCAAAGAUAAAGACUCUAAGGAGAGGGAACCCAAAGCCGAAGGGAAAUCCAAAACCAAAGGGAAAGAUGCCAAAGACGGGAAGAAAGACACGAGUGGCGCUUCGCCCGCGGUGGCCUUCACCUUGGACAGCACGAUAAAGCGACCCAACCCGCCGCCUAGUACGCGCAAAAAAUCCAGCAACGCGGAAGUCAGCAAGGAACUGAACAAGUGCCGUGAGGAGAACUCGAUGCGCCUGGACCUGUCCAAGAGAUCCAUCCAUCUGUUGCCCUCUUCCAUCAAGGAGCUGACCCAGCUGACCGAGCUCUACCUGUACAGCAACAAGCUGCAAAGCCUGCCGGCUGAGGUGGGAUGCCUGUCAGGACUGGUGACGCUGGCGCUCAGCGAGAACUCUCUCACCAGCCUGCCAGACUCGCUGGACAACCUGAAGAAGCUGCGUAUGCUCGACCUGCGGCACAACAAGCUUCGGGAGAUCCCAGCCGUGGUCUACCGCGUCAUCUCCCUCACCACGCUCUACCUGCGCUUUAAUCGGAUCACCACCGUGGAGAAGGACAUCAAGAAUCUGUCCAAACUCACCAUGCUCAGCAUCCGAGAGAACAAGAUUAAACAGCUGCCCGCAGAGAUCGGUGAGCUCUGUAAUUUGAUUACGCUGGAUGUAGCCCACAACCAGCUGGAGCACCUUCCUAAAGAGAUCGGCAAUUGCACUCAGAUCACCAACCUUGACCUGCAGCACAACGAACUUCUCGACCUCCCUGAGACUAUAGGUAACUUGUCGAGUAUAAACCGUCUGGGUCUGAGGUACAACCGUCUAUCAGCGAUCCCUCGAUCUUUAUCGAAGUGCCGAGAGCUGGAGGAAAUCAACCUUGAAAACAACAAUAUCUCAGUGUUACCAGAGGGUCUUCUCUCCAGUCUGGUGAACCUGACGAGUCUGACGCUGGCGCGAAACUGCUUCCAGUCUUACCCAGCGGGCGGCCCAUCCCAGUUCUCCACCAUCUACUCACUCAACAUGGAGCACAACCGUAUCAACAAGAUCCCUUUUGGCAUCUUCUCCCGAGCCAAAGUGCUCAGCAAACUCAAUAUGAAGGACAACCAGUUAACGUCUCUUCCGCUGGAUUUUGGGACGUGGACCAGUAUGGUAGAGCUGAACCUGGCAACAAACCAGCUUACCAAGAUUCCCGAGGAUAUCUGUGGACUUGUGUCUUUAGAGGUCCUCAUAUUGUCUAACAAUCUUUUGAAGAAGUUGCCUCAUGGGAUAGGAAACUUACGGAAACUGCGGGAGCUUGACCUGGAGGAGAACAAACUGGAGUCCCUCCCCAAUGAGAUUGCCUACCUUAAAGAUCUUCAGAAACUUGUGUUGACCAAUAAUCAGCUGACCACUUUGCCGAGAGGAAUUGGUCACCUGACCAACCUGACGUACCUGGGCUUGGGAGAGAACCUGCUGCAGCACCUACCUGAGGAGAUCGGUACACUGGAGAACCUGGAGGACCUGUACCUGAACGACAACCCUAACCUGCACAGUCUGCCGUUCGAGCUGGCGCUCUGCAGUAAGCUGUCCAUCAUGAGCAUAGAGAACUGUCCCCUCAGCCACCUCCCGCCGCAGAUCGUCGCCGGAGGCCCGUCCUUUAUCAUCCAGUUCCUCAAGAUGCAGGGUCCCUACCGCGCCAUGGUCUGAGGCGACUCACACACUGUACAAAGAGGAAACCGAUUCGCCACACGACGUUACCUUCGACGUCAUUAUAUCUCGGACAAGAAACUGCUUAACUGUGUUCCAGUCGAUGGAGGAAUCACAGCCAGUUAGGUCCCCUUUACCCCCGUAGUAAACAAUGUCUAGACUUCAGUUGCCAAAAUUAAUGUACAUUAGUGAUUCUGAAGAGGCGCUCUUAAAAUGUUUCAAUCAUUUUGCCAAUUUAUUGAAAGUUAUUAUAGGGGUUUUGAUGCCAGGAAACAGUUGUAUGCAAAAACAAAACAUUUUUACAAGUUCAUUUUUGCUGCUGCUGCCGCCAUACUGUAUGUGAAGUUUUUUUUUCUUUUUUUUUUUUUUUUUUUUUGUUUAGCCAGAGAUUUUUUUUUUUUCUUAUCAUCCCACAACCAAAAGAAUUUUAUUGUACAGAGGACCUGUUUGGAAGCAGUGAACAAAUUUUUGUUAUUUUUUAUUGUUAUUAUUAAUUGUUAUUCUAGAAUUGUGCCUAUCCAGUGCAGUUGGGUGGUUUUUGUCUGAACAUUAUUAUCCAAGAGGUUUUUAAUACAAAAAGGCUGAAUUUACAAAAUUAUAAUUUAUUCUGUAAUUCCUUUUCAUUGUUAUUGAUUAUUUUAUCGCUCCCUUUUUUAAAUAUUUCAUUCAUCUUCGCUAUCGGGACGUGUUGCUGCGCUCAACAUUUUAAAAUGAAUCUGCAAUCUUUUUUUUCUCCGAAAUAGUGAAGCAACAAAUGAAUCAAAAAUCGUUUUUGACAACGAUCACACCAUGGGUUUAGCAAGCUAGCGUGUCAUUCAGAGGUGCGGGUCUGGUUUCGGGGGUCUUGUGAUUGUUUACUUGUUUGCCAUAUCCACAGUGUUGCGCUCUGCUUGUGUCUAUUGGUGAGAGUCGCAUCUACAUAUCAGGUGCUGAACAGUGCUAACAAUUAAAGGCCCACGUUUACUGUGAGGAAUGCCAAACACCCAUUCAACAUCACUUCCGUCCCUUUUUCCGUCUGUGUCAUCGGACUGGUUUUAAACCGCAUGAUUUCUGGUUUUAAAUUCACAGAAUAUUAAACAAUGGUUACAGUUUUUUUUUUUUUUUUUUCACCAUUUGUCCCACAUACCUUCCCUCUUAUGCUGCUGCUUUUAAUGCACUUUGUAUUGAUAUUUGGCAUCCUCCUCAAGUAAAAGGGUCGCGAUAUUUCAUGUUACCGAUUAAACAUAUGGAAGGGGGCAUUUAUUAUUAUUAUUAUUAUUUCUAAAGUAUUUUAUCUUUUAUUUUAAUUCUCUAUCAUGUAUAUUUUAUAACAGUGAAUGAAAAAUUUGCCUCAGCAAAUUCGAACGAUAACAUUCUAUUAAGAACCUUUUUUUUUCAAGGCUUUGACGCCAUUUCUCUUUAUUAAAUGUUUUGAUUUAAACUUCUGUCUGACUAGUUUGUGUUUCUAUAUGUUUAAAAAUUCAUAUCAGUUUCAAAUGGUGCAGAUCAUCAAGUAUUGCAAUUAAAAACCCAAAUGUUUCCAUUAUACGAAUUGCGAACUUUUUUUAUUUCACCUUUUUUAAGAAUGGAGCUGUUUCGCGCAAGAUGGAAUUUCUUUUGGUUUAGUAUUAUAUCGAGUGACUGUAAAUUCCCACCUCCACUUUAGUUUAUCAAGCCAAAUGUAUUUUGUAUGUGUUGUGUCCACACUGUUUCUUUUCUUUUUUCUUUUUUCUUACAUUUCCUCUCGCUUUGAUUCGUAAGGACAUUGUGUACAUCGGCAGCAGUGUAAAGGCUUUGGAGAGGCACUUCGCAUUCGUGGGGCCAUGAAAAGGACAUAAAUCGCUGCUUUUUUUUAUCAACCAGCAGAACCUGUUGCUGCUUAUGGACCUCCUAGAAACGUAAUGCUGUAAAAGAACCGGCCCGCGUGAGUCGAUACGGACUGGCUUCUCGGGCCGGUUCUACCAGCAUAGACGUUCUGCUACAGAUGAAAUUCCUCUGGACCUGCUCGGUGCAUAUGUUGCGCCUGACGCAGACACUGAAUAAAAAAAAAACAAAAAAAAAUACAAACUCUGUAAAAAGGGCUUUCUCUGUUCAUGCUUAACUAUACACCAGAGGCAUUGCAUUCCUGGUUUUGUAUAAAAGCUUAGAACUGUACAUUUGAUUUUUCUUUUGUGUGUGUGUGUGUGUGUGUGUGUGUGUGUGUGUGAGGGAAUAGUUAGAUGUUAACAAAAUGGAAUUAUUAUGUGACAAUAAAUGCCUUUGAGUACUUCAAGUGAGAUGUGCAUUAGGGAUGCGGCUUUGUGACGUGUCCCAUUUAAGUUUAUUAUUUUAUUUUAUUUUUUCAGCAUUUAUGUGCCAUUUAUGCAGGGGAGUGGGGCUGGUUUUUACAUAGGUUAACAGUAUGAUAGGUUUUGGAUGAAAAUCCAUCACAAAUCAGGAAUGUAUACACAAAAAGACAAUAAAACAUUAUAGUUGUA
Cyprinus carpio (common carp) is the source of this 4945-nucleotide messenger RNA. Its product is annotated as leucine-rich repeat protein SHOC-2. NCBI's taxonomy places the organism in Eukaryota, Metazoa, Chordata, Actinopteri, Cypriniformes, Cyprinidae. Gene Ontology annotation, molecular function: protein binding. The record is from RefSeq and is a predicted model, not a curated record.